CCAUUCGGCCCAUGUUCGAAUCUGCCCUUCCAAUACAACAUGCGCCAUCUAAUGACGAGAACGCAUGGUACUAUCCAUCUCGUGGUCACGAUUCCGAUGAGGAGUCUUUGCCUGCCGGACUACCGGGAGGGAACUGGGGUCGGAAAGCCAUGAAAGGCUCGCGUUGGACACGGAGAGGUAAAAUAGCAGCAUGGGGCCCUGGCAUUGAUGAAUGGGAGGCAGAAGAACGGGCUCGCAAGCGAGUCAAACUGCUACUUCCCGAAGAGGACCGCGAUCGAGAUCGUUCACCCUCGCCUCCACGACUGCCCCACCUUCGCUCACCUUCCCCGCCCUUGACGGGGCCCUACCCAGACCCACACUCUGAACACCUCAGCUAUACUUCUCUCGUCAUGGACAAGAGUGCCGCACGAACGUUCCGGAGUCAUAUGAUCGACGAUUUGGAGCGGGCUGCGAGUGGCUUUAUCCAAGCGGAGGGCGUCAUGAAACGCGCAUUGGGAAGGCUGUGGCAGGUUAUGAGUGAGGACCCUGAUCUCCGUCAUCACAUUACAACCGAACAGCAGGGAACCCGAACAAUGGGGGCGAACGGGAUACCGAAAUCGUUACCCGACGAACACAUGGAAGACGAUUCCCUGGUAGAGCCCAAGCAAGAGCAGGAGGACGAGGACAUGACCGCGGGAAGCGACGUCGACGAGGAGGAGCGAGAAAGACGCAGACGCCUUGCACGGGCUCCCGAUCUUACACCGAGUACGCAUAAGAUCUUCAUCACCGAGCACCCACCCGCAUACAGCGCCGGAACCGCACGAAGUUCCCAGCCACACAUCAACGGCGUGAACGGGCACGUGGAGUCUGUGCCCGAACCUCCUGACCGGGGGAGGGAUAGAGAUGGACAGGAACGGGCGUUCGUACCCGUGGAGGCGCAGCUCGAGAGCCUAGAGAAGAGCCUUGCGGCGUUACAUGAGUUGGCGGACGAUGGACGGGAGUAUGUUGAACGGCUGGAAGAGAUCCGCAACGGGCUUGGGGAGAUGAAGGCGCAACGGGCGAUAGUUUGGGACGUGAUUAGGAGCAAGGCUGUCAAAGAACUGGAGAGCGCGGCCCUUGCCGCAGUGGCCUAGCCCAGGUUUGCGUUGCUCUGCGCCAAUCACCCCCUGCGUAUACUAUGCUGGCCUGCAUACAGGUCCGGCUUUUCCUACAACAAGCUGGACCUAGAUCAUGCGAAUGCUGUUACUCCACCGUACUGCCGAUGCUUCGCAGCAAAUUUCCUGCUUGAACAAGGGCGUCUAUUAUCUACUGUUGAAGACACAUGUGUGGAACGGCUGUUAUUAUUGCUCAUGUCUUGAAAUCUACG
Punctularia strigosozonata HHB-11173 SS5 is the source of this 1345-nucleotide messenger RNA. RefSeq lists its product as uncharacterized. The record is from RefSeq and is a predicted model, not a curated record. The coding region runs from base 12 to 1112 and encodes 366 amino acids. The transcript is spliced from 4 exons. NCBI's taxonomy places the organism in Eukaryota, Fungi, Basidiomycota, Agaricomycetes, Corticiales, Punctulariaceae.